UUCUCCAUCCAAGCAGGCACGUCACAUUCCUUUAAGUCUGAAUUAAACUGAACACUGCUCAACAGCUUCCCUUCUCAUGAAAGCACCUUCUUGAAAACAAUUGUACAUCGAGGAAAAAGUUCACUUAAAAUUUUAAAAACGAAAAUACAGAACAUAAGAAUGAUGCGAUCGAGGAGGUCGAAGAGACCAAGAAGGGUUCCCAUGGUGGAGAUAGCUGAUCUCGACGAAGAUCCCGAGUUUCGAGUACUGCUGUUGGAUAUAAUACGCAUUCUGGAAGCGAUUCCCGAAGCAGCAUGAUGCUAAAUCUAUAGGAAGAAAUAGUUUGUUCGGGGUUGGGUGAGGUGUUACAUCAGAAACACGACCUAAACACUAUCUUAAAUUAAAGUUUCGUUGGCCAAAAA
Messenger RNA from Drosophila biarmipes, 401 nucleotides. RefSeq lists its product as uncharacterized. The coding region runs from base 160 to 297 and encodes 45 amino acids. The transcript has a single exon. The record is from RefSeq and is a predicted model, not a curated record. NCBI's taxonomy places the organism in Eukaryota, Metazoa, Arthropoda, Insecta, Diptera, Drosophilidae.